UAAACCCCCUGAUUCACAAAAACCCUCCCGUCCAUCUUCAACGACGGAGCUCUGCACUCAACUCACAGAGCGGAAAUGGCCAAGUGGUGGCGGGGCCUAACAACUAAGGUGCCUCACUGCGCUACAUCCUUAACGCCCUCACCUCCACUAUUCUCUCGAGCUUGUGCGUAUCACACGAUCCAAGCGAUCCCUCGCGAGCUACGAGGAAGCGGAGUAUCUGCCAAGGACCGAGUUCAGGGUCGGAUCCCGGCUGUUGUAUUUUCUCAGAGCCUCCUCGAUAAAGACCCGGCAAACCGAUUCGCUUCUAGGAAGCAGCUGCUGACAACAGAGAAAGAUCAGAUUCAGUCCAUAAUCAAGUCUGUACAACUUCCCUUCUUCUGCUCCACGACUUUCCCGCUCCAGAUCCGCGCCGGUUCCGGGUCGUCUGUACUACUUGAAUCCGGCAGAGUCCUCCCCAUCAAGAUUCACAGGAAUGAAGAAACCGGGAAGAUAUUGAAUUUGGUUUUUGUAUGGGCCGAUGAGGGAACGGAAUUGAAGGUUGACGUUCCUGUAAUUUUCAAAGGAAUAGAUAAAUCUCCAGGUCUCAGUAAAGUAACAGGGGGCUACUUGAAUAAGAUAAGAACUACCCUGAAGUAUCUUUGUCCUGCUGAACACAUUCCUCCGAAAAUUGAGGUGGAUGUGAGCAAUCUUGAUAUUGGAGACAGGGUGUUCAUGAGUGACAUUGAGGUUCAUCCUUCCCUGAGGCUUCUAAGUAAGAAUAACAGCAUUCCAAUUUGUAAGGUGGCAGCCACCAAUUUGGAAGCCUCAAAACCUGAAAAACACGAUGGUGCGGAAGAUGGAAUCUCUGAGUAGCUCCAAAAAUUUGACAGAGCAUGAUUCAAAGAAGUAGAAAUAAAUCUUUCUUUUGGUUGUGUAGAAAAUUUUUUGUUUUGAAGGUGGUGUUUAGUGAUUCGCAAGUAGAUAAUACUUUUUCUCAUUGCGAUGACUUGGAACAAGUGGGGUUCUUGAACACUGUUUGCAGGUAUGAUCGCAGCAUUACUACAUUUGUUUUGUAGUAGUAGUCCCUUAAAAACCCCACGGGUGGAGUUGGUUUGAAUUGAAAGGUGGUUGUUGACUAGGAGAA
Carica papaya (papaya) is the source of this 1123-nucleotide messenger RNA. Its product is annotated as Ribosomal protein L25/Gln-tRNA synthetase, anti-codon-binding domain-containing protein. Gene Ontology annotation, biological process: translation. Gene Ontology annotation, molecular function: 5S rRNA binding; structural constituent of ribosome. Gene Ontology annotation, cellular component: ribosome; cytosolic large ribosomal subunit. The record is from RefSeq and is a predicted model, not a curated record. NCBI's taxonomy places the organism in Eukaryota, Viridiplantae, Streptophyta, Magnoliopsida, Brassicales, Caricaceae.